UGCAUAGCUGACAGGGAGCUGCACUGUAAAAGCAGACACAGAGCUGUCUAGGAGGCUGGAAGUUAGAUGAGUUUAUAUUGAAGGUUAGAAAAGGUCAUCUCUUCUAAGUACCACAUCACAUCUGUAGCCUUACUGUUCACCCUCAGCAAAACUAAUUCAUUCAAGACCAUCAAGCAAGUUUACCUUUGUGAUGACCCAAGUAGAGACCAGCAAUAUGUAUAACUACACUUACGAGGAGGAAGUCUAUAUGAACCAAGAAGAUGAAUGGGACCGUGACUUGCUUUUAGAUCCAGCAUGGGAAAAACAGCAAAGAAAGACAUUUACUGCAUGGUGUAAUUCACAUUUGAGGAAAGCAAGCACACAAAUCGAGAACAUUGAAGAUGAUUUCAGGAAUGGCCUUAAGCUUAUGCUUCUUCUAGAAGUCAUUUCAGGAGAGAGGCUUCCAAAACCAGAUAGAGGAAAGAUGCGUUUCCAUAGAAUUGCCAAUGUCAACAAAGCUUUAGAUUUCAUUGCCAGUAAAGGAGUAAAGCUUGUAUCAAUAGGAGCUGAAGAAAUUGUGGAUGGGAAUGUAAAGAUGACAUUGGGCAUGAUAUGGACAAUCAUCCUUCGCUUUGCUAUUCAGGACAUAUCUGUAGAAGAAACAUCUGCAAAAGAAGGGCUGCUUUUAUGGUGUCAGCGGAAAACUGCUCCCUAUCGCAAUGUGAACAUCCAGAACUUCCAUACUAGCUGGAAAGACGGUCUUGGGCUCUGUGCCCUUAUCCACAGACACCGGCCUGAUCUCAUUGACUACUCCAAGCUAAAUAAGGAUGAUCCUGUUGGAAACAUUAACCUUGCAAUGGAUGUGGCAGAGAAAUACCUAGAUAUUCCAAAGAUGUUGGAUGCAGAAGAUAUAGUAAACACAGCUAAACCGGACGAAAGAGCUCUCAUGACCUAUGUGUCGUGUUUUUAUCAUGCAUUCGCUGGAGCUGAGCAGGCAGAAACUGCUGCAAACCGAAUCAGCAAAGUGCUUGCCGUGAAUCAGGAAAAUGAAAAAAUGAUGGAAGAGUAUGAGAGACUUGCAAGUGAGCUUCUAGAAUGGAUACGACGAACGAUUCCAUGGCUGGAAAACCGUACCCCAGAAAAGUCCAUGCAAGCUAUGCUUAAGAAACUGGAGGAUUUCAGAGAUUAUCGUAGAAAACACAAACCCCCCAGGGUUCAAGAGAAAUGUCAAUUGGAGAUCAACUUCAACACAUUGCAGACGAAGCUGAGAAUCAGCAACAGACCUGCAUUCAUGCCCUCUGAAGGCAAGAUGGUAUCAGAUAUUGCAAAUGCUUGGCAACGGCUGGAACAAGGAGAGAAGGGAUACGAGGAAUGGUUGCUUAAUGAACUAAGAAGAUUAGAAAGACUUGAUCACUUGGCUGAGAAAUUUAGGCAAAAGGCUUCAUCACAUGAAUCCUGGACAUCUGGUAAAGAGCAGUUUCUGACACAAAAAGACUAUGAAUCUUCGUCUCUGAUUGAAGUGCGAGCUCUCAUGAGGAAACAUGAAGCUUUUGAGAAUGAGUUGGCUGCCCACCAAGAUCGCGUAGAGCAGAUUGCAGCCAUUGCCCAGGAGCUGAAUGAGCUGAACUACCAUGAUGCAGCCAGAAUUAAUGAGAGAUGUCAGAAUAUAUGUGACCAGUGGGACCGACUUGGAACAUUAACCCAAAAAAGGAGAGAAGUUCUUGAGCGCACAGAGAAACUAUUAGAGACGGUUGACCAUCUUCAUCUAGAGUAUGCAAAGAGAGUGACACCUUUUAAGAUCUGGAUGGAAGGGGCCAUGGAGGAUUUACAGGACAUGUUUAUUGUUCACAGCGUGGAAGAAAUUCAGAAACUAAUUACUUCCCAUGAGCAAUUUAAAGCCACAAUGCCAGAAGCCGAUAGUGAACGACAGGCAAUCCUGGGUAUCCAAAAUGAGGUGGAAAAAGUAAUUCAGAGCUAUAAUAUCAGAAUAUCCUCAGUCAAUCCAUACAGUAAUACUUUGCUUGAAGAAAUCCGUACCAAAUGGGAAAAGGUAAAAAGACUUGUACCACUGAGAGAUCAGUCGCUGCAGGAAGAAUUGACUCGCCAACAGGGGAAUGAACGCUUGCGUCGUCAGUUUGCGGCUCAGGCAAAUGUUAUAGGUCCAUGGAUCCAAAAUAAGAUGGAGGAGAUUGGCCGCUGCUCUAUUGACCUUUCAGGAACACUGGAAGAUCAGAUGAACAAUCUAAAGCAGCAAGAGCACAAUAUUGUGAACUACAAGCACAACAUAGACAAGCUGGAGGGCGAUCACCAGAUGAUUCAAGAAUCACUCAUCUUUGAUAACAAGCACACCAACUAUUCCAUGGAGCAUAUCCGUGUGGGAUGGGAACUCCUGUUGACUACAAUAGCCAGAACCAUAAAUGAGAUUGAGACUCAGAUACUGACACGUGAUGCUAAAGGUAUCACCCAGGAGCAAAUUAAUGAAUUCCGCUCUUCAUUUAAUCACUUUGACAAGAAGAAAAAGGGAAUGAUGGACCAUGAUGAUUUCCGGGCUUGUUUAAUUUCAAUGGGCUAUGAUCUGGGAGAAGCAGAAUUUGCCCGAAUUAUGGUCCUGGUUGAUCCUAAUGGGUCAGGAGUAGUCACUUUCCAAAACUUUAUUGACUUCAUGACAAGAGAAACAGCAGAAACCGAUUCUGCAGAACAAGUAAUUGCGGCAUUUAGAAUUUUGGCCACAGACAAGCCUUAUAUAUUAGCAGAUGAACUUCGUAGAGAACUUCCUCCAGAUCAAGCUCAGUACUGCAUUUCUAAGAUGCCCCCAUACAAAGGACGAGGAGCUGUCCCUGGAGCCCUGGAUUACUCUUGCUUCUCAUCAGCCUUGUAUGGAGAGAGUGAUCUGUAACUGGUUCCAUUGUGAAGUGUGGAGCAAAAGGAAUAGAUUGCAUAAAGAGUUUGCUUGCAGGGUUCAACAGGCUAAAUGUAUGAAAUGCUUUAAGAAUACUUGUGCUUGAAUGUGCAGUGCCACGUGCAAUUUGUCUAAGUUUUUUAGGGGAAGAUUCUGCAUUAUUCAGCUGUGUUAACAACGGUGAUAAUGUAUUUUGGUUCUAUUAUAAAAAACUUCAGCCAAUGAUAUGGCUUGAUUGCAAUGAGUAUUUCAAACAACACAAUGUUUAUUAUGACAGCAUUUUUUUCUUUUGUGUUCAAAAUAAUGGUGAUCUCUAACAUUGUUCAUCAACUAAAGAAUGUAAUCUAGGCCAAUGUUUCUGAACCGCGGUCCUCAAGUACCCUCAACAGUCCAGGUUUUCAUUAUAGCUGAACUAGAGCACAGGUGAAAUAAUCAGCUGAUCAGUAACCAUGGUAACUAACCUGCUCUCACCCAUAGCUGAUUAUUUCACCUAUGCACUAAGUUCAGCUAUAAUAAAAACAUAGCCUGUUAGGGUUACUUGAGGACCGCGGUUGAGAAACACUGAUCUUGGCUGUAUGACAUAUUGCAUCAAUUAAAUGGUUCAUUGUAUCCAUUAAGUCAAUUGGAUAUCCCAUACUUUGUAUGACACUUCAUCAGUUUUGUGGUCCCGCUCCUUCACUGAUAUUAUACAUGCUCCUAGUGGUAAACCAAGUUAGUUGUGUGAUGCAGCUCUGAAAAUCUGCAGUACCGUUGGCUGUCUGUUUUACUAAUCAAAUAAUAAUUGCAAAAUGGGGCUUACUGUAUAUAUCAAUUCUAAAUUGUCCAAACAGUUGUUUCAGUUAGCAAUAAAUUAAACAAUGGAGUGACAAAGCUUUAA
Bombina bombina (fire-bellied toad) is the source of this 3755-nucleotide messenger RNA. RefSeq names its product actinin alpha 2 (gene ACTN2). Gene Ontology annotation, biological process: actin cytoskeleton organization; muscle cell development. Gene Ontology annotation, cellular component: cortical actin cytoskeleton; cell junction; plasma membrane. The coding region runs from base 191 to 2875 and encodes 894 amino acids. Gene Ontology annotation, molecular function: calcium ion binding; actin filament binding. The transcript has 21 exons. NCBI's taxonomy places the organism in Eukaryota, Metazoa, Chordata, Amphibia, Anura, Bombinatoridae. The record is from RefSeq and is a predicted model, not a curated record.